GAUAUUAAUGUACUGUAAGCGUAAGGAAAUUCAUUUUUGUAUCUUUAUUCAGGUACAGUUGACCCCGUGAACACUAGCCUUGGUAAAUUUAUUAUUUAGGGAGGAGUUAUUUUAAUGUGUUUCCGGCAGCCCGGAGGCAGUAAUUAAAACAGAAGGAAAGAAGCGAAUGCAGCCGUGAGGGAGAGCACGGCAUUCGCUUAACAGCAUAUGAAGUGAGAGGCAGCGGCAGACAGCGCGAGCGGACGACACGCGAGGAUCGAGCGACGCCAGCCCUCCCGCCGUCCCACCCGUUUAUCUCCAGUGCAUCUGUCCAGCAGCCCUCCGAACACUCUGCACGCAGCACGGGAGCAGCUCCGGCUCGCCGAAGCGCACAAUGGAAGCUUUCUGAUCUGAACGUGAACACAGCUACACAACAUCCCCUACCAUGGCUGUGGACGCGGCUGCCAGCUUUAGCUUCUGCAGAAAUGUCUUGGAGCACACAGUUUCAGCUGAAGACAUCAACUAUCAGCUUCCCCGGCAGACGGGGGGCAGCCUUACAUGGCAUGAUGGGAGAGGUCAAAGGAUGGCAGGUGGUAGAACUGUGAAACUGCUGCAGCAGCCAGGCACAGAAACAAUCCAGAUCAGACCAGGUGAGACCUUCACUGUUUACCAUACAAGCCCAACACUGACUAGCCUGUCAAAACCAGUGGUUCUUUGGACACAGCAAGAUGUCUGCAAAUGGCUGAAGAAGCACUGUCCUCACAACUACUUGACCUAUGUAGAGGCCUUCUCACAUCAUGCUAUUACAGGACGUGCCCUGCUGAGACUAAAUGGAGAGAAGCUGGAACGAAUGGGAAUUGUACAGGAAUCCUUACGGCAGGAGGUUCUACAGCAAGUGCUGCAACUGCAGGUUCGGGAAGAAGUGCGAAAUCUUCAGCUCCUCAGCCAAGCCUCCUAUGGAAAUCUCUCGUAGCACAUCCAUUCACUUGACAGCUCUCCUCACCUCAGCUGAUCCGGGACGCCUCCGGGAGGGAUGACAGACUCCAGAUACGAAAACUGAGAAUCAUGCCCUGCAUUGAAAAGAAGCCCUUGGCCUUUGAGGACAAGAUCGGAAUGAAAUAAACUUUGAAAAUACAGUACCUGCUAAUAGAGCUGCACCACCACACGCAUACAUACACGGGACGCAAGAGACUGUUUGCAUCGCCCUAGAACAGUCACACAUGUAGCCGAGCGUAUCAUCACCUCACCACACUUUAGGACUCCAUGCUGAUGUUGUACCAGAGUCUUAACAGUCUGAAAACAAAGACGCCGUCAGAGCGGUGACAUUGCAUUCUAGUAAUGAGGUUGCCUAUCCAGCCACAUGUAGUUCUUCUGCUUUUAUAUUUACCGAGACGUCUUGAUCUGUAAUAAACCCAGGAGACUGUAACUGAUGCUAAUAUCUUAGGGUUAAAUGAAAAAAAGAAAUAUCCUAAACUGGAGAAAGACGAAGAAAAUACUCCUGAUAUAUUUUCCAUCUCAGGUUAUUAUUUCUGAAUAUUUUGUCAUAUUGACAUUGAUUUUUGGAGAUGCUGAAAUGUUUUUUACUGCAUGGAAUCUUACAUUGUCCGUCCAGGCACUGAUCUGAUUUCUGUUUACUCUUUUUGAUUUGAUUGUCUGAAGCACUUUGGCAAGUCAUCUGCAUUCUGCCAUUGUGCGCUUGCUUCUUUCUUUCCCUUUCUUUUAUUUUGCAGUUUUUUCAUUUCUCACAAAAUGAAAAAGUAGAAAGAGUUGAAAUGUUUUUUAAAUGCAUAUGUAAAUGAAAGCAGGUUGAUAUGGAAUAAUUGUACUCCGUCGUGCCGUAUUCCCUGGUCCUUGUAAAUAUAAUAAACGUCUUCCAUUAAUCCA
Erpetoichthys calabaricus (reedfish) is the source of this 1863-nucleotide messenger RNA. Its product is annotated as sterile alpha motif domain-containing protein 10-like. Gene Ontology annotation, molecular function: protein binding. The record is from RefSeq and is a predicted model, not a curated record. Gene Ontology annotation, cellular component: cytoplasmic side of plasma membrane. Gene Ontology annotation, biological process: cell surface receptor protein tyrosine kinase signaling pathway. NCBI's taxonomy places the organism in Eukaryota, Metazoa, Chordata, Cladistia, Polypteriformes, Polypteridae. Bases 425 to 952 code for a protein of 175 amino acids. The transcript has 5 exons.